Molecule: messenger RNA, 2862 nt
Organism: Benincasa hispida (wax gourd)
Lineage: Eukaryota; Viridiplantae; Streptophyta; Magnoliopsida; Cucurbitales; Cucurbitaceae
Source: RefSeq, a predicted model, not a curated record
UUAAUUUCCUUUUUAAAAAAGUAUAAGCAUUUAAGUUCUAUCAUCUUUGAUGGAAAAAGAAGCUUUAUCUUAAAGCUCUUCAUUUCAAUCUGCAGAUGAAAAAAAUAAAAAAUCUGAAUUCUUGUUCUUGUUAAUGGUUUGCCAUGAAAAUCCUUCCUCUGUUCUUCCCAAUCUUCUUCUUUAUUCUUCUCCUUCUUCUUCCCUCCACUUCUCAGCCUUCUUAUUACGUCCCCGCCUAUAACAUCGCCGUCGACUGCGGUGCCACCAGCUCCGCAACCAUAGAUGACCGGCAAUGGAUCGGCGACGACGCUACUACUUUCUCCCUCUCCGACCCACCAAACGCCGUCAACAAAUCAACCGUCAGGUCCACCUCCUCUACCAACGACCUCGUCUUCAAAACUGCACGCCUCUCUCGCUCUCCCUUCACCUACUCUUUUCCGGUCACCGCCGGCCCAAAAUUCAUCCGCCUUCACUUCUUGCCGGAAACUUACGACCAAUUUCCCAAAUUCGACGCCUUCUUCACCGUUCAAACUGGCCAAUUCACUCUCCUGAAAAACUUCAGCGCCGCCCUUGUCGCUGAUUUCUUGAACAAAACCACCAUUACCAAAGAAUUCUGUAUCCAUGUCGCCAGAGAAGUCCAGAAGUUGAACAUUACCUUCACCCCAUCUCCGAAUUCUUAUGCCUUCGUCAAUGGAAUCGAAGUCGUCUCCAUGCCGGAAAAUCUUUACUACUCUCCGGCGGAACAGGGGACGACGGCGGUUAUCAGAAACAACAUCGCCCUCGAGCUUUAUUAUCGGGAAAAUCUCGGCGGUAACGACGUCAUACCGAGUCAAGAUUCCGGCAUGUACCGAACUUGGGGCGGGAGAAAUCUCUACGUAACAUCCAGUUCAGCCAUCCGAAUACAAAAUUACUCUGCUUCUCUAAACUAUACAACUGCCACUCCUAACUUCACUGCCACAGAUUCAGUUUACCAGUCUGCUGUAAUUAUGGGUAAGGAUCAAGCUGCCAAUUCCUUACAAAAUUUGUCGGUGCAAUUUCCCGUUGAUGUCGGGUUCAAUUAUCUGGUGCGACUUCAUUUUUGCCAAAUUCAUUGGAAACAGUUCCAAGAAAAACAGAGACACUUCACAGUGUUCAUCAAUAAGCGAAAUAUCGGCACCAUCGAUAUAGAUACCGUCGAUACUCCGAUUUACAAAGACUAUAAUGUACCAAUGGCAGCUGGGAAUACUCCAUUUAUCUCAGUUGAUUUACACCCACUACCAAGUGAGAGCUUCGAUGUGAUUUUGAAUGGAAUUGAAGUAUUCAAACAGAGCAACGGCACUAAUCUCGCAGUACCAAACCCAGUGGGACGAGCACCACCGCCAGAAGUUAAACCAGUAGCCAAAAAGUCAAAUGCAACGACGAUCAUCGCCAUCGUGUGCAGCAGCGUGGGGUUUGCCAUAUUAAUCUCCCUCGUUGGAUUUGUGUUCAUAUGGAAACAGAGUAAGAAGAAAACAAAGAGAAGGAGGAGGAAGAAGAAGAAAACAGCAGAGGAUAACUUGCUACCAGAACGACGAUGCCGGAUUUUCACCUUCGAAGAGAUUUACGAAGCGACGGAUUAUUUCAGUAAGGAAAGAGAGAUUGGAGUCGGAGGAUUUGGUGCUGUUUACAAAGGAAUUUUGGAGGAUGAAGACGAUCUCACCGUCGCAAUCAAACGACUGAACCCAGAUUCCCAACAAGGCGAACAAGAAUUCAUAACAGAGAUUGAAUUGUUAUCGGAGCUCCGCCACUUCAAUCUUGUAUCACUCAUCGGAUACUGCUUGGAAGGCAAAGAAAUGCUAUUAGUUUACGAAUUUAUGCCGAACGGAACAUUCAAAGAACAUCUCUACGACACCCAAAAUUCUCCUCUGCCAUGGAAGAAGCGCCUCCAAAUCUGCAACGGGGCGGCGCGUGGUUUAAACUACCUACACACCGGAUUCACUCGACCCAUCAUCCACCGCGAUGUGAAGACGACGAAUAUCCUUCUAGACGAAAAUUGGGUUGCGAGAGUUGCCGAUUUCGGGAUGUCGAAAUUGGGGCAGAUCAACACGGCGGUCAGUACGGCGGUGAAAGGGACUUGGGGGUAUUUAGACCCGGAAUACCACCGCCGUCUUAAAGUAACGGAAAAGUCCGACGUGUAUUCAUUUGGUGUCAUCUUAUUCGAAGUGCUCUGUGGGAGAAAACCGCUGGACCCUCUUGCCGGCGAAGAGAAGUUCAAGCUUACACUAUGGGCUAAGAAAUGCUUGGAGAAAGGGAAUGUUUACGAAAUUAUUGAUCCGAAUUUGAAAGGGAAAAUUUCGUGGGAUUGUUUGAAACAAUAUUUGGAGUUGGCGGUGGCCUGUAUCAACGAUCUGGCAAAGCACCGGCCGACGAUGACGGUGGUGGAGGAGAAAUUAAGGUUCAUCUUGCAGCUGCAGGAGGAAGCAGACGGGAAUGUUGCCGACGACGAUUUGAAUUAUCCGGAGGAGCCAUUUUCUCCGAUCAGGUGGACGGCGAGUUCUCUCCGGAGUGAAUCGUAUAAAAGCCACCUUGCCACCGUGCUCAGCGGCUCCGAUUUCACGGCGUCGACGCUUCUGAGUGAAGAAAUGUUCAGUGAACAGAGCACUGGUUCUGGGGCCCAUUCUCGGAAUAUAUAAUUUUUACUCAAAUUUUCCAUUUUUUUUUAAUUUGUUUUUCUCUAAACAUAUGUUAUUUUCAAUAAUAUUAGCCGUUAGGUUAUUAAAAUACCGUUUUAGUUUGGAGUUUGCUUAAAAUAUAUAUUUUUGUCACCUGUGCUUUGAAGAACAAGUAAUAAAUAUAAGUUAGUUUUGGUAAAUUUCAUUUUAACCCAAGUUAAAUUGUUUUAUA